AUGUCGUCAAAGAAGAUGAUCACUCUGAAGAGCUUGGACGGACGGACUCUUGAGGUGGAAGAAGCGGUGGCAAAGAAGUCGCCUAUGAUCAAGAAAAUGAUUGAGGAUGAAGACGUGAUGGAGGAUGAGGUUGAUGACGAGGACAACGACAACGUCGUUCAUCUCCGGAAGGUGACUCACAAGGUUUUGGACAAGGUCAUGGAGUACUGCAAGAGGCAUGUUAACGAGGACGAGAAGGUGGUCAAUGAGGACGAGCUCAAGGCGUGGGAUCAAGACUUUAUUGUCAAGACUAACAAAUCCACCCUCUGCAAUCUUCUUCUUGCUGCGUACUACUUGAACAUCCAGAGCCUGCUACUCCUGCUAUCCAAGAACGCUGUUCACAAGACAGGUGAGGAUAAGACAAUGGAGGAUAUGCGAAUCCUUCUCGCAUGUCAACAGUGA
Messenger RNA from Rosa chinensis, 441 nucleotides. RefSeq names its product SKP1-like protein 6. Lineage: Eukaryota; Viridiplantae; Streptophyta; Magnoliopsida; Rosales; Rosaceae. Gene Ontology annotation, biological process: SCF-dependent proteasomal ubiquitin-dependent protein catabolic process. Gene Ontology annotation, molecular function: cullin family protein binding. The record is from RefSeq and is a predicted model, not a curated record. Bases 1 to 441 code for a protein of 146 amino acids. The transcript has a single exon. Gene Ontology annotation, cellular component: cytoplasm; nucleus.